Molecule: messenger RNA, 2517 nt
Organism: Cornus florida
Lineage: Eukaryota; Viridiplantae; Streptophyta; Magnoliopsida; Cornales; Cornaceae
Exons: 3
Coding region: 302-2392 (696 amino acids)
Molecular function (GO): protein binding
Source: RefSeq, a predicted model, not a curated record
AUAGAUGACCUUGUUGAAAAGACGAGUCACAGGGGGAGUAGUUUUGUCCCCCAAAAACCCUUAUUUUAUUUUAUUUUUGGCGCCAAUUUUUUUAUUUUUGCGUUUUCUUUGGCGCCAAUUUUUUAUUUUCGCCUUUUUCAAUCAACCACCACCUCUCUUCUCUUAGAUCAGUUCUUCGAUCAUUUCCAACAGUUCUUCGCUCAUUCGGUUCUCGAUUAGGUCUUGGCAAAACUUAUCGAAUCAAAUUCAACACGUAUGAAUAUAUAAGCCAUCUCCUUCCAUUCUCAGCGGGACUCUGGCGAUGAGGGAUGUUGGUAUUGAUACUUCAGGUACUAUGACAGUUACAGCGGAGACGGCAGUGGUGGUCGGCUCUCCACCUUUCAGAAGACACAAACCAUUCAAAUCUUCGUCACCCCCUUUCUCCGUCUCCACAAAUUCCCCCUUUGAUAACCUAACCCACGAACUGUUCGUAGAAAUUCUCCAAAGACUCCCUCUCAAACUCAUCCAUCUCUGCAAGUGUGUUUCCAAACGCUGGCAUGAUUUGAUCUCCACUCCUUAUUUUGCUCAAUGUUAUGUCCAGAAUUUCUCAUCUUUGGUGCCUCACUUUGCCCUCUUCUACCAGCAUCGAGAUCGUGCAGUCAAAUUGAUAUCCGAAUCACCCAUUUUUGAAUCUCGUGGAUUUUCUCUAAACUUCCUUCCCUCUUCAAAUCCAUCAUCAUCAUCAGAGCAACAUGAACCAGAGCCAAUUUGUUAUUUAGCAUCGAGUAAUGGCUUAGUACUAUGCUCUGCAACCUCGACUUUUCAGAGGGUUUACUAUGUCUGCAACCCCCUCACAAUGCAUUGGGUUGAACUUCCUCCACCACCCACUUGCCAAGAAAGAGUCAUCAUUGGAUUUGUUUGCAAGUCAUGUUGUUCUUUUGAUGAUACCACCUGCACAACUAGCUUCAGAGUGGUUCGAAUCCACCAAUUCGAAAAACCACAAUACCCAAACCCACCACCACGUUCAGCCAAUCUCAAAUUGGAUAUAUUCUCUUCAGACACAUGGAAAUGGACAGAAAGCAUGAUAUCAACUCGGGGACGUAGCUUUAUUAUGUCUUAUGACUGUUCUAACGCUGUAGUUUGCAACGAAAAACUCCACUGGAUGUUUCUUUAUAGGGGCAAGAUUUUUGCCUAUGAUCCAUUCAACAACACUGAUCAAUUUCGUAUUAUAAGGCAGCCCAAGGACAGAUGUCCCGCAGCCAAUGAACGUCUCUUAGGGGAGUGCCAAGGACACCUCAGGUUCAUUCACUUUUAUUGUUCCAUUAUCAACGUUUGGGAACUUAAGGACUACAAUGUGCUUGAAUGGUCCUUGGUGCACAAUGUUAAUCUGGACAAGAUAAAAUCGGACCUUUCUACCUUUUGUGUGUCAAUCCUACCUCUUCAUCCCACUGAUGGAGAAAUUAUAUAUCUAUACAGUGAGUUUAGUACUGGUAUUAUACUCUGCAACAUGAGGAGCAGAACUUUGAAAAGAGUAUGUUUGUUUGACUCUUUUCGUUCCCUUUGGCAUGCGAUGGCAUUUCCCUUUGUGCUCCCAUGGUGGCCUACAUCAGUUCCUCAAUUCCAACGAAAGGCUGUCGGAACCAAUGGACAAGGCAUCCAACUGUCAGAACCUAGAACUAAUAUCCAGGCCCAAGAGGAUUCUGUUAAUCCUCAACUGGAGGCUGCUGCUGAGGAACCUAGUCAACCCCAACUUGUAGAUGAGCAAGUGAUCCAUGAGGGAGAUAUUACAAGUAACAAACUCCAAAUUGACGAAGAUAAUUUCACUAACAAAUCUCCUCUGGGGUCACAAGAAGUAGUUUCUAAAGAAACAUGUCAAGGUCAAGACAAGGGAACGAGUACUCAAGCUCAAGGCAAGUUGAGCCAGACCACCUCCGCACUCAUUUCAUCCACGGCGACUCAAAGCCAAUCAGUUAUGUGGCGAGGAAUAUCCUUGACUCAAGAACUUGCAGCCAUUCUUGAGGAAGUCACCCUUUUGCAUCCUGAGACCUUUCAGUGUCUGGAGAAGAAGUUUCUGUUCUUCAAGCAAUUUGUUUUUGAGUCUCUGGGUAAAAUAAUUGUUAUUCUACGUCAGUUCCGUUGCAGAGCUGUUUCAGCGUCUGAAAUUCAGUUUAUUAAAUCUACCAUGAAUGACUUGAAGGAAGCAAAUAUUGAGAUCGAAUGGCUUGAAGGCCAGUUAAAUUUGGCCGAGAUGAAGAUGGCAAAGGAACAACUUGCUGCUGGAAUGGAGAGGAUUCGGAAGGAUAUAGCUGAGGUUGAGGAGGUGGCUACACGUCUGAAAGGGGAAUAUGCGACCAUGAAGGAGAAUUUUGAUGCUACAAGGGACGUUGAUGCAAAUCUACUUGGUUCUGGGUAAGUUUAAUUUAUUGUUUAGUUGUUUUGUGAUGUCAAGGUAAUGACUUUGUUCGAUCAGACGAAAGAAUUCGAUGUCCCAUAUGCUGCUAAUAUUUUCUUGAAAACAUGCUCUUAUGUUGCUUGCAA